CCGACUGUUCCUCUGGACUGACAACCUGUGCGUCCGUGAACCGAUAAAUUAUUUCCCAGCUGGAGACCAGAGACCGGGACUGAUGGCCACGUCUGAACCGAGAGCCGCCGGCGGGGACCAGGACCCCAACUCGGCUAAUUUAAGACCUCCGUCCGGAACCUACGAAUACGCGUGGAUGCACGGAUGCACACGGAAACUGGGGAUGAAGAUUUGUGGGUUCCUGCAGAAGAACAACAGCCUGGAGGAGAAAGGGCGGCUCGCGGGCCAGAAGAACCUGCUCUCCUGCGACAACAGUGACCGGGACGCGCGCUUCCGACGCACCGAGACGGACUUCUCCAACCUGUUCGCCAGAGACUUACUGCCAGCCAAAAAUGGAGAAGAGCCUACCAUACAGUUUUUGCUGGAGGUGGUUGAAAUCCUCACGAACUACGUCAAGAAGACUUUCGACCGCUCCACCAAGGUGCUGGACUUCCACCACCCCCACCAGCUGCUGGAGGGCAUGGAGGGCUUCAACCUGGAGCUGUCCGACCAGCCGGAGUCCCUGGAGCAGAUCCUGGUGGACUGCAGGGACACGCUCAAAUAUGGCGUCCGCACAGGACAUCCACGCUUCUUCAACCAGUUAUCCUCUGGUCUGGAUAUCAUCGGUCUGGCUGGAGAAUGGCUCACCUCCACCGCCAACACCAACAUGUUCACGUAUGAGAUCGCUCCGGUGUUUGUCUUGAUGGAGCAGCUGACUCUGAAGAAGAUGAGAGAGAUGAUUGGCUGGCCUGACGGGGAGGGAGACGGCCUCUUUUCACCAGGUGGCGCUAUCUCCAACAUGUACAGUGUGAUGAUCGCACGUUACAAGUAUUUCCCUGAAGUCAAGACCAAAGGCAUGUCGGCCGCGCCGCGGCUCGUCCUCUUCACGUCGGAGCACAGCCACUACUCCAUCAAGAAGGCCGGAGCUGCUCUGGGCUUCGGCACUGAGAACGUCGUGCUGCUGAGCACAGACGAGAGAGGAAGAGUGAUUCCGUCUGAUCUUGAGGCCAAAAUUAUUGAUGCCAAACAAAAGGGUUAUGUGCCGCUGUUUGUGAACGCCACCGGGGGGUCGACCGUGUACGGCGCAUUUGACCCCAUCAAUGAGAUCGCUGACAUCUGUGAGAAGUACAACCUGUGGCUGCACGUUGACGGAGCGUGGGGCGGCGGCCUGCUGAUGUCCAGGAAGCACCGCCAUAAGCUCAACGGGAUUGAGAGGGCCAACUCUGUCACGUGGAACCCUCACAAGAUGAUGGGCGUCCCUCUGCAGUGUUCAGCGAUUCUGGUCAGAGAGAAGGGAAUCCUGGCCGGCUGUAACUCCAUGUGCGCUGGCUACCUGUUCCAACCAGACAAGCAGUACGACGUCACCUACGACACCGGAGACAAGGCGAUCCAGUGUGGCCGCCACGUGGACAUCUUCAAGUUCUGGCUCAUGUGGAAAGCCAAGGGCACCAUCGGCUUUGAGCAGCACAUCGACAAGUGCUUGGAACUGUCUCAGUAUCUGUACAACAAGAUCAGAAACAGGGAGGGGUACCAGAUGGUGUUCGAUGGAGAGCCUCAACACACCAAUGUUUGCUUCUGGUACAUUCCGCCCAGCCUGAGAGGAAUGCCCGAUGGCGACGAGAGGCGAGAGAAACUUCACAGGGUGGCGCCAAAGAUCAAGGCGAUGAUGAUGGAGUCAGGGACCACCAUGGUGGGCUACCAGCCUCAAGGCAAUAAGGUCAACUUCUUCCGGAUGGUCGUCUCCAAUCCCGCGGCCACACAGUCCGACAUCGACUUCCUCAUCGACGAGAUCGAGAGGCUGGGCCAAGACCUGUGA
Salarias fasciatus (jewelled blenny) is the source of this 1834-nucleotide messenger RNA. RefSeq names its product glutamate decarboxylase 1-like. The record is from RefSeq and is a predicted model, not a curated record. NCBI's taxonomy places the organism in Eukaryota, Metazoa, Chordata, Actinopteri, Blenniiformes, Blenniidae. Gene Ontology annotation, molecular function: glutamate decarboxylase activity; pyridoxal phosphate binding. Gene Ontology annotation, biological process: GABA biosynthetic process. Gene Ontology annotation, cellular component: cytoplasm; presynaptic active zone. The transcript is spliced from 17 exons. Bases 83 to 1834 code for a protein of 583 amino acids.